Molecule: messenger RNA, 1689 nt
Organism: Clupea harengus (Atlantic herring)
Lineage: Eukaryota; Metazoa; Chordata; Actinopteri; Clupeiformes; Clupeidae
Gene: txlng
Product: taxilin gamma
Biological process (GO): regulation of cell cycle
Molecular function (GO): syntaxin binding
Source: RefSeq, a predicted model, not a curated record
UGAUACUUGUGGUUACUUUUUCUUACGUUCAGGUUAUUACGUCUUGACAUUAUUUCGUUUACUUUUCCCCAGUAGUGUCAGUCAUUUGCAUGCAUUGAAUGAUAACAAUUUUUUAGAAAGAGCUUGGUGAACAUUAUUUUCGACGGAAGUAGCUAGCAGGUUAUUAGCAACAAGCUAACAUUAGGUUAUAUAGUUAGCCAUCGCUAGCUUAAAGACACCCUUUGGACUUGGUUUCACAUCGGAAAUAACGAUUUGUUUUGUGGACGAAUGAUGGAGGCGACGGGGGCAUGCGGUAUUGAUGUGGCUGCUGUGAGGGGACUCGUCGAAGGCAGUAGCUCCCCUCCUAACUCUGAUAACCGAUGCGUGGACAACCUGGAAGAUUUUGUUGAGACGAUGACAAGCUGCUGUAUACAGGAAGAGAGGGGCGAGACACCCGGACGCGAGGACUGUCAGAUUGACCCCCUCGUUGGUGAGCUGGAUAGGGCUUCUGAAAAGAAAAGAAAAGGGUUGGGGAAAGAAGUGGUUUUGUUAAUGCAAGCUCUGAACACCUUGGCCACACCAGAGGAGAAACUAGCCGCCUUGUGUAAGAUGUAUGCUGACCUGCUGGAGGAGAGCCGCACUAUGCAGAAGCAGAUGAAGGUCCUGCAGAAGAAGCAGACCCAGCUGUCCAAGGAGAAGAUGCACCUCCAGGGCGAACACAGCAAAGCCAUCCUGGCCCGCAGCAAGCUUGAGAGUCUGUGCAGGGAGCUGCAACGCCAUAACAAGACACUGAAGGAGGAGAACACACGGAGCUCACGGGAGUAUGAGGAGCAACGGAAGGAGGCCACACUGCAUUUCCAGGUGACGCUGAAGGAGAUCGAGAACCAGUUGGAGCAGCACCGGCUUCACAACCGCAAGCUGCGGCAGGAGAACAUAGAGCUGGCAGCGAAGCUCAACAAGAUCAUCGAGCAGUACGAGCUACGGGAGGAGCAUAUUGACAAGGUGUUCAAGCACAAGGAGCUGCAGCAGCAGCUGGUGGAUGCCAACCUGAAGCGCACAGCAGAACUGAUGAAGCAGGUGGAGGACCGGCAGCAGCGGGAGAGAGAGCUGCUCUUAAGAGACGCUACAGAGACGAGACACAAAUGUGAACUGAUGAAGGAGCAGGAGAUUCAACUCAAACAGCAGCUUUCCCAGUACAUGGACAAGUUUGAAGAGUUUCAGACAACUCUUGCCAAGAGUAAUGAGGUGUUCUCCACAUUCAGACAGGAGAUGGAGAAGAUGACCAAGAAAAUAAAGAAGUUAGAGAGGGAGACGACAUUGUGGCGCACCAAAUGGGAGACCAACAACCAGGCGCUGCUUCAGAUGGCCGAGGAGAAAACCCUGCGGGACAAGCAUUACAAAGCUCAGCAAAGCAAAGUGGAGCGGCUAGAGAAGCUGUGCCGGGCCCUGCAGAAGGAGCGCACCGAGCUCAACCAGAAGCUGACGUCCAUGCAGGGGAAGGAGCCGGUAGAGGAGGGAACGGGGCCUCCCGACCCCCAGCCAGAGACACCCCACGGCAGCUGCUCCCCUGAGCCAGAAGCAGAAGCGGAGCCGGUGGAGCAGGUGGAGCCCGUGCCUGGGACAGAGGAGCCAGGUCUCCAGCCUGACGGAGAGCCCUCCUCCCUCCCCACCAGGCAAUUAGUCGACUGAGCCAGGCCCCUCCAGGGCUGC